AAUCAGUGGGAUUCAGUGUGCAUAUAAAUACAUAUCGGACAGAGACUCCAGGCAUCACUCACCUGUCUGGUACCUGAAGAACACUUCACAUUUACCUGCUUCUCUCUUUUUCAGAUCUGUGAGCAUCCACCUCCCUCCGACCGUUCGUUAGCUUUCAUCAUGAAGAUUCUUCUGGUCUUCUCUGUUCUUCUCUGUGCUGCUCUGUCCACCAGGGCUGCAACAGUUGUUCCAGCUGAGGCUGUUGCAGUACCCCAGGAAAACAAACCUGCAGCAAAAUCAGUUGUUCCAGAUGAGGCUGCUGCAGUCCCAGAGGAAAACAAACCUGCACCAAAAUCAGGUAUCGAAGCAUUGUGUUUCAUCACAUUGAUUUCUUUCCUCAUUGUUCCAGCCCGUUUUGAUUUCUGCCUUGAUGGUUGGCAUAGUUUCCGUGGUAACUGCUACUACUUAGCCAACUUUAAUUAUCCCUGGAGCAAUGCAGAGAGCUAUUGUGCUAGCUUUGGGGGCAGUCUGGCUUCAGUCCACAACAUCUUGGAGUAUAAUUUCCUCCAGCGUCUGGUCAAGACUGGGGGCCACACUUUAGCCUGGAUUGGAGGUUACUAUUUCCAGGGUUUUUGGAGAUGGGAGGACGGCUCAGUGUUUGACUACAGAAACGCGGGAUCAAUGAGCUCCACUUCCAGUUACCAGUGCCUACAGGUCAACUCUCAAACGUCCCAGGGCUGGUCCAAUAACGGCUGCAGCCUGAGCUACCCAUUCGUCUGCCAGAUAAAUCCAACCUGCUAGACGUAACAGUGUGUGCAGUGCUCCUCCUGACUUCUAAAGAUAAUACUUGCUUAAUGCUGUUUGUUCUUUAUAUGACUGCAUGUCACUGUCAUGAUUUAUGCUGGACCAAAAGUAAUCAUACACAUU
Molecule: messenger RNA, 906 nt
Organism: Etheostoma cragini (Arkansas darter)
Lineage: Eukaryota; Metazoa; Chordata; Actinopteri; Perciformes; Percidae
Product: ladderlectin-like
Exons: 8
Coding region: 160-780 (206 amino acids)
Molecular function (GO): signaling receptor activity
Source: RefSeq, a predicted model, not a curated record